UAAAAAAUAAAAACGCCGUGGAAUCGCGGAAAGACCAGGUCUCCACCCAGGGGCGGCGGUGCUUUUGUAUCGUUGAAUGCAACUUUAUAAGCAUUUUUUUCUCUUCUCAUUUUCUGUCAAAAUAUUAUUCUUAAUUGAAAUAAUAUAAUUAAGAAUAAAAUUUUCAAUUUCACUAUAUAUAUUCCAAUUCCUUAAUCUCGGUUCACAGUUCAUCCAGCACGCCAUUUCAUUGAGAAAGAUCAAGAAAUGGGGAAGAACAGUAGGUUUUGCUUUUCAAAUUUAUCUUCAAAUCUUCCGAUCACUUGUUUGAUCACUUUUACCACCAUUUUCCUACUCCGAGUUCUUAACGUCAUUUACCGAACCGGCAAGCCACUAGGCAAAAGAGUUUCUCCGCAGUGGCCUCUCAGCACUCUGAUUGUUUUAGGUUCAGGAGGUCACACAGCGGAGAUGAUUAAUCUCUUGUUAGUUUUGCGAAAGGAAAGGUUUACACCGAGGUUCUAUAUCGCCGCUGCUACUGAUAAUAUGAGUCUUCAAAAAGCUCGUGUAGUGGAGAAUUCUUUGGCUGAUUCGAGUGAGACCAAGGGACUCUCUGCAGAAUUUAUGCAGAUCUAUAGAAGCAGGGAAGUUGGUCAAUCAUAUGUAACUUCUGUUUGGACAACUUUAGUUGCCAUAGCUCAUGCAUUGUGGCUGAUGAUUAAAAUCAGGCCUCAAGUGGUUCUUUGCAAUGGCCCUGGUACUUGUAUUCCUCUAUGUGUAAUUGCAUUCUUUUUCAAGGUGGUUGGAAUUAGAUGGUCAUCCAUUUUUUAUGUUGAGAGCAUUGCAAGAGUAAAAAGACUCUCUUUAAGUGGUUUGUUGCUUUACAAGUUAAGGAUUGCUGAUCAGUUCUUUGUGCAAUGGCCGCAACUGCAGAGACAAUACCCUCGGGCUCAUUAUGUAGGUUGCCUGAUGUAGAUAAUUAAGUCAGCUGCUGAUGGGUACUCUCACUUAACUUCUUAGAUUAUUUUCUUAUUAUCAUAUUCUACUACUUUAUAAAGUUUCUUUCCCUCCACUAAGAUUUUUGUAUUUCUGUGUUGAGUUGGGUUCAUUACUACAACAUGAUUCAAUGUAGACUCUGAUAUUUGGCAAAAAGAGCAAUAGGAUGUUAUAUCAAUCAGCUCAAAAUUUCAGUAGUAACAUUACAAUUGAUCUUUUAACAAAGACCAUAUAUAUUAAGAGACUUCCAGCAUAUUAUUUCACAGCCUGAAUGUGAAGUCUUUAGGAAUGAGUUUUUUAGGCAUGCAGUUCCUAAGGGUCUAUACCUGGAUGUAAAUAAGGCCUAAUUUAACUGUCUUAUUUUAUUAUUUAUUAUGUAUUUGUAUUUACAUUAUUGUCCCUAGCAUUUAAGGAUGGUUUUUGACUUUUUGUGUGUUAUUUGUAUUUAAAUUAUUGUCCCUAGUAGUUAAUGACAGUUAUUGUGUGAUAUUUGUCUUAAAAAAAGGGUUACUAUUUGAUGUAUUAACAGUGUAUAUAAUUCUACACCAUCAAUGAACCAGAUGAUACUGCAUCAUUAGAAAUGAAAUUAAUUGAAUUUAGUUUCAAAAGAGUUUAGAUGGUGUGCCAUCAUCUAGUUCAUUGAUAUUGUAUACAAUAUUAGUGCAUCAAAUAUAAAUCCUUAAAAAUAAGUGAAGACAGGGGUGGCCUGAUGGUUUGUAGGAAAGGUCCGUCUAGGUACCUUGGGAGUCAUUGUAUUUCCAGUAUUGUUAAUGCGCUUUAAGAUUUACAAAAUCUGUUGAUGGCAGUAAAGAUUAUUAGAUUGUGUUCAGUGUUCUGUUUGCUUUUUGUGUUUGAAGGGUUCAAGUGAUAAAGUUAGGAAAGGGUUUCUGGUUUCCUAACAAAGUUCUGGAUCAACUUCUGUUUCUGUGAUUUUGUAAAGUAGAUUACUUACUAUGAUUAAAUUCCUACAUAGCUUGGUCCAAAUUUCCUAUCCUUUUUCUACUAUUUUUGCCUCUAACUUUAUAUCGUUUUUAGGAUGAGAGCAGGCAACAUUGCAUUAUUUGUUUAGGUUCUUGAGCUAUCUUGGAGAUUUGGCUUGAAUAAUCAUAUAUAUUUUUUAAGCUUGGAUUGAACAUUGAGAGUUCUUACUUAUAUGUCACAAACCAGCCAGCAAGGAAUUAGUGUGUAUGACUCACUGAAGUUUGACUCAUUUUCAAGCAUUCUCUCUCUAGUUUGUGAUAUAUUACCUAUAUUCAGGGCGAAUGCACCAGUUUCUAAGAUUUAAAAUAAACCUGAUAAUGAGCCUUGACUUGGCUUAUUAACUAUGAGCUUCAAUGAACCCUAUUGACAUGUUGAUCAUUAAUGGCUGUUCAUUUAACCGAACAUAAACAUGUUUCUUUCUUUCUUUUUCGCACAUCAGUAAUGGUUUGAUUCUUAGAUUCAUUUGUCUAAUCUUCCCUGUUGUUUUUGAACACACCAUUGUUUUAUGGCAUCUUUCUUUUCUCUGUUUUUACUCCCUCCUGCUUUUGCUUUUAUACACACUGUUAGAGAAUGGGGCUAGUGGAAACAAAUUAGAUAAUUAUUUUCUUCUCCUAUACCAACUAGCAUGGUCUAGCUUGGUGCUUGAGUUAAGCUGUAUCCCUAGCCAUUUCGGAUGAAGUCAUAUCCAAAACAGAGAAUAUGUAGGCAUUACUGAAUUGAAUUUAGUUUGCUAGUGCUAUUUUAGAGUUUGGUUAUCUAUGACUCUGCAUUGAGAAGGAUGAAGAAAGAUUACUUUUGGGGUUGUAUUUCUUGUUUUGCAGAAAAUGACAAUCUCAUAUAGAACUGUGGAAGCCACACUUAAUCUGUUAACUAACCUCUUCGAGUAAAGGACUCUUCGAAACUUCACUACCGUUUCGAUAUUCAUUCUUAGAGCUUUUAUUGUCAAGAUAACACUGGUAAACAUAUGAAACGAAGCCCCAUAUCGCCAAGACCAUGGCAAUUGCCUUCACUGCAUCCAUUUUGUCAUGGAAAAAGAUCACAGCUAGAAUUGGAAUAACAGGCAAACCCAAGACACUUAUGGCAUUGGAGAAGAGCGAAGAAACUUUGAAAAUCAAUCCUAUUGCGCCGAUGACAAAAAGCUGUGAAGCUAUAGCUGUUUCAAUCAGGGUCAUUGCAUAGGAAAACUUACCGAGUUCGAACUCUUCUACUUCUAUUGACAAACCUUUCCAUUCUCCGCUGAUGAAAAGUCCCAGAAUGGCAGCAGAAGCCUCAACUAGUGACUGAUAUAUAACCAUUUCGAACACCUGUGCGUGUGUUUCUCCUUUUAGAAGCUUUCUGAAGGUGAGUUGUGUUAGAGAAAGCAUCAAACCGUACCCAGCAGAAGCACCAAUGGUGCAAAUGAAUCCGAUUGCAUAUUUUCCUUUAGAGACUUCAACAUGGCUUGCUGGAUUGGUUUGAAAUAUCAGGAGGGAGGAGGAUAUUGUUAGUAGAACUAGUGAAUUGAUUAUAAAUGGAGUGAACUUUUGUGAAUGUAGGAAGAAUGAGAAGAGAGCAUUGAAGGCCAAUUGGGAUGCACAAAUGAGGGAAAAAGUCGAUACAGGAAGAUGUAAGAGUCCAAUAGAAUACAUCAAGCUGUACGCCACUAGGCAAAUACCGAAAGAGAAAUAGACCAAUGCCAGUAUCACCGCUGAUGGCUGCCGUAUCUGCUCAUUUUUGGUGCAACUUUUUGGUGGUGCUAAGCAGUAACAUGGUAUGACAAUUGGGAAGCCUGCGAGUUGUGCGAGUGUAGCAACCCAUACGCUCUUCCCGCCUUUGUCGUAGUAUAGGCGCCCCAAGAGUGUUGAUGCCGACUGACCGAAGAUUACAAAGAAUGCAUACAUGAUGAUGCUGAUCCACCACUUAUAGUUCCUUGGCUCAUGGCUUGCCAGUUUCUUGCUAUUCUGAUAUUGAGGUGAGUUUUCUUCCUUUACUUCUUGAACUGUUAGAAAAACAUUAGAAUAAUUGUCAAAUGAGUUUCUUUAUCUGUUAUAUUUUGCAAACCUAAAAUGUCUACUUUUUCUCUAUGUUGUUUCGACUCAUCAUUUUUCUUGAAGUAUUAAUAUCUAACAUUCAUUCCGACAUUGCAAACCUAAAUGCAUGAAUAUAACAUGAAAAAAUAAUAAAAGCAUAAUACGACAUGACAAUAAAACAAAUCUAUAAUAUGUAUAAAAACAUAAAUGUAAAUAAUCUUUUGAACUGAUGAAAAUUAUUUUUAUUGCUUAUUGUUUUCCUAAAUCGAUAUCAGGAUAAAAUUUUAAUAUUAUUAAAAUUUAAAUAUUAAAACAUUUUACUCAGGGUUCAAUUUUGCUUGGUAUAUAUGUUCAAUUAUACAUUCAACGUAAUUUAAAAUUAUUCAAUGUUGAAUUAAAAUUUUGAUGGGUAUUUUAAUUAUAUACUAUAAAAUAGAUGCAUUGCAUUUGGGCAUUUUCAUUCAAGUAGUAGCUUAAAAAAUAUCACUAAAAUGGUUUGGCUUUCAUUAUUUUUAUUCUAUUGUUUGAAAAAUUUUCAUUCUAUAAUAUUUUAAUUAUCAAAAUAAUUUAUAAAUUUUGAUCAUUUUAGCAAUUUGAAUGAAGUAAAAAUAUAUCAUUUAAUGAAAUAAAAAUUAAGAAUGUAAAAUCACAUGCUAACAUGUAAUAUAUUAAAACUUAUAUAACACAUGAAUUUGCCAAUAUCUAUAUAAAACAAACUAUUAAUAUAUUGGAAAGAAUUAUAUAAACAUUACCACUUUAAAUGCUAAUAUUAUAAGAAAAAUAAUAUCAAUUGUCAGAUUUGUUAGAAACAAAAGCCUAGAUAUGCAAAUUAAACAUAUAACUUCAUCAUUGUAAUGAGUAAGAAAAUUAUUUUGAUAACACUUUUAAAAUAAAACAUCAUAACUCUUAAAAAGUAAAAUUAAAUUGUAAAAAGCAAAGUGAUAAUCAGAUAAUAAUUUUAAUUAAUCAUGUUGCAUUAUUUCUUGGCAUCUCUCUACACCCAUAAAAGGAAAAAAUGAAGAAACAAAAGGCCGUAAAAAUGAUCAAUUCCUUCUAAACUCUAUAAUAUUAAGGUUUAACUACAAAAUUGGUCCCUAAACCAUAUCAUUUUUUCCACUUAGGUACUUAAGGCUUUUUUUAGUAAAAAGUGGUACUUAAACCAUCAAUUUUGUUUCAUUCUAUCCCACGUACGAAGUCAAAUAACGUGCCACAUGUCAUGUUCUUAUUGGCUGGUAUAAUGUUUUGGGUAAAAUGAGACGUUCAUUUUUUUACUAUAACGAAAUUCAUAGUUUUGGUACCACUUUUGAUAAUAAAGAACUUUUAGGUUACUAAUUGAGAAAAGUGGUAAAAUGGUAUAAUUUGAGGUUUACUUUUAUAUUUAAGUCUACUAUUAAUUGUAAAAUGAAUCAAAUAGGCAAAAAAAAAAAAAAUGUUAUGUUCAAAAUUCAAUCCAUUUUUCAAUCGGAUCUUAUUUUUUGUUUAAGCCUUUCUCUAAGCCUAAUAAAUUGUUAAUCUUCUCAAAUAUCGGACAAUUUUUGAGCAUAGGCAAAAAAAUCCGACCCUCAAAAAGCUGUAGUGCUGUUAGAAACAAAUUUGAUAGGCCGAUUGAUAACGGAAAAUAGUAGUUUGACCGGUGUCAUAUGAUCGAAUAGGGAGAAUCAUUGUGAGCCAGUAAAAAUUGAAAAGCUAAAUAAAAUACCAGCCUGAUUCUUACAACAUUGCUUCUAGAGGUAGAGAUUGUUGAAACCUAAAAGAUAGUGUUAGAGCAUAGAGAUUAAACAAGAGAGUUGGCUUGGUUGCUAUCUUUCUGUAAAUAACAACAGAAGAAGAAAGCCAACUCUAAAAUCCAUUUUGUAGUUAAUUUGCUUCUCUGAUAUUCAUGUGUGCUUUUUCUAUGUUGGUCCCUUUAUUUAUAUUUGGUAUUUGUGUUCGACUUAUAUCAUACGAGAAUAUGAUCCCAAAAAACAUACUAGAAAAACUUUUAAAAAGAUUAUUUAUAUAAGAUACGUACCUGUAUUUGAUAUAUGAAUUUGAGUGAACAUAGGAGCCUACUUACCAAUGAUGUGGAGUUGAACUUCUUGAGUUUUUCCCAUAUUCAAAACAUGAAGAGGUUCGAAAAAUGAGCCCCCAGUUAGAGAAGGAGAGAAAAGAGGAGAUAUUUUAACAAAAUAGGAAGGGAUGUAUGUAUGUAAAGUAUAGCAGCUAAUUGUGAAUGGCAAUUUAAGUAUCCAACAGAAGAAAAAGAAGGGUAUCCACUUCCAUCCAUAUGAAGCACGAGGACGAUGACGACCGCAUCUUGUUUCUUUCUUUCUUUGUCUUGUCGUCUUUAUUGUUUGUGAUUGAGUACAUGUUCAAUAAUUCAUUACAUAUAUAAUUUUCAAUUUAUUUGAAGGGUUCUAUUUCUUCACUCAUGUCCGAAUGUGUGUCGUAUGAAUAUUUCAAAGGAGGAAGCAACAUAAAACAUAACCAUAUUAUCAUCUGUCAUGAAUCUGUUUUUACAAAUUUGAGAA
This is a messenger RNA of Gossypium arboreum, 6472 nucleotides long. RefSeq names its product UDP-N-acetylglucosamine transferase subunit ALG14-like. The record is from RefSeq and is a predicted model, not a curated record. Gene Ontology annotation, cellular component: UDP-N-acetylglucosamine transferase complex. The transcript has 5 exons. Gene Ontology annotation, biological process: dolichol-linked oligosaccharide biosynthetic process. Bases 247 to 951 code for a protein of 234 amino acids. NCBI's taxonomy places the organism in Eukaryota, Viridiplantae, Streptophyta, Magnoliopsida, Malvales, Malvaceae.